UCAGAGCCUUGCUUCUCUUUCGUCCUAUCCCGUUCCGGCCUCACUUCCCCCGCCUCCUCUUCUAGCGCCUCCCUUCCCCCCUCGCCCUCGCCAGCUCAGCCUCGCCAUGGCCGCCGCCACAAUCGCACUCAGUUGUACGUGUGGAGGCGACCUCUCUCCUCCUUAUAGCCCGCUGCUUGUCACUCUGCUGGGGCCUGACCUGACUGUGACCGCCCGGAGUUAAUGCCGACCUGAUUCGAGACAUUCUUUAGCGGUAGUUGAGUGUUAGGCAACGUGAGGUCGCCUAUUGUGUGGUGGUGGACUGUACGUGUUGGAGCUGCUCCUGCGGGAAUCACCAUGCAUAACUCCGCCUAGGAGGUGGCUCUCCAGCAUGUAUUAAGAUUGCUGGCACUCUCUUGGGUCAAGGAUUAGGUGGGUGCAGCGUGAGGGACGAGAAGGCCUGCGUUGUGAAGGCGAGCGACGGCAUCUCGCAUCGUUGGUGAGUGCAGCAGACAGGUGGCGGUAACCUGUCGUGCUGCCGUGACACUGCUCUUGGAAAGUGAUGAGCACCCGCCCGACCCGCUCUGCCACAGUAGUUGAGAGAGUGCGGGCCACGGGAAGCCACAGUGAUAGAGCAGCAGCACCGCGGGACACGAAAGACACUGCCGCGCCCUUCGUAUCUCACGCGCAGCAGGCACCGCCCGGCGCUGUCGGCGAGUUCCCUGUCAGUGGCAGUAUAGACGAAGACACGUACUUCAAACUGUGUGAUAACUUGAAAACCCUUAAGCUGGGGGACUCUGAACUGUCUGAUAGCUUUGAGGAGUCUAUAGACCACGAAUCCGACACGACUGGCACGCAGGACAGUGACACUGGCUCAUUCUACUCAGUGCAAUCCCACCGCACAGAAAAAGGUGCCGACAGCUUUGUGUCACUUUUCCCGUUAGAUUCCACUAGUGAAUCAACCCUUUACGCCUCUGCUCAGUCCUUUCAAGGCGGUCUGCCCCACUCCUUGCCCGCCCAAACUGUUCCCUCUCACGACGCUGUCUUCAGGGAGAAACGUGACCUUAGAGAGCACCGCAGUAGUUUAACGUUCCUGCCGGGCCACACGCAACGCUUCGACCAAGUGUAUCUUAGUGACCCCCUCGAGGAGUACACAAGCUGUCCCAACCUCGCUCCCCUCGAAGAGUACCGCCUCACACCCACAGCACCUGUACCCUGUCCCGCGCCAGCACUAUCAGGUGCGACUACCAGACGCACCAUGAGCACGGUAGAUGGAGCCACUUCUCCAAAAUCGCCCAGGUCAAGGAGGGAAGAAGAUGGAGAGAAAAAGAAAAAAGGCCUGAUAUCGUCUUUCCGUAAAAGCCGCAAGACAGGCCGAAAGCUCCGUCAACAAAAGAAAGCAGCUGAGGGAGACACUGGUUCUGUGAGCACCGGUGUAAACAGCGACUAUGAUUCAGAACCUAGCGCCCCCAGCAGUCCAGCAAUAGUUAAAAGCCAAGCCAUGGGCGACUACAAGGAUGGGGAGGACACAGAAGAGCCCACGGGAGCACUAGAUGGCCACGAACGACUUAACGGAUCAGCUGCGCCGAAGGAAGCAGACCCGAGGAGCAAAACCCCUUCCCCAACACCUAAAGGCACUGGGGUAGAGGAAGGGAACAAGAAAGGAGAGGAGAAGGAAGAAAAGAAAAGAGAAAAAUCCAAAUUUGGCAGUUUUCUGCGUAAAGAGAAGAAAAUAAAGGAUUCUGCAUCAAAGUCGUCCUUGGCGAGUAACGCUUCCGCCGCCUCUUCUCAGGCCACCGAUCCCUCCUCCCAGGCCAGUGCCGACGGUGUCUCCACAUCCGAUUCUGCAGAACUCAGACAGGAGGAGAAAGAGUUUAAGAACGAUACCGAGCAGGCAACUGCGGUGGACGAUGACGUGAAUCUUGAGCCGCGCGAUGUAAACAGACGCCCCUCCGACGCCAAGGAGCUUCCACAGUCCAAGACGUCUCCCGUUCAGCCCCGCUCAACCCCCGUCCAGUUUGUUAAAAACUUCACAGUGAAUACCACCGUUCCCAAAGACAAGGUAGCACCCGAAAGCAAACCUAAACUCGAUGCUGACGCGGACCAAGGAGACGUGAAAGGAAUGGAGUCUGCCGACGUGAAGAAGAACGUGAAGCCUGCCAGUACUGAGACAAACUCCAGCAUAGAUAAGCGGGAGCACCUGUACAAGAUCUUGGUGAUAGGAGAACUUGGCACCGGCAAGACAUCCAUCAUCAAGCGCUAUGUCCACCAGUUCUUCAGCCAGCACUACCGGGCCACCAUCGGCGUGGACUUUGCCCUCAAGGUGCUUAACUGGGACAACAACACUGUUAUUCGCUUGCAGCUGUGGGACAUUGCAGGUCAGGAGCGAUUUGGGAACAUGACACGUGUGUACUACAAGGAGGCAGUGGGAGCCUUUGUAGUGUUUGAUGUGACACGUGCACAAACCUUUGAUGCUGUGACCAAGUGGAAGACUGACCUGGACACCAAAGUCACUCUAGCAGAUGGUUCCCCAAUUCCUACUGUCCUUUUGGCCAACAAGUGUGAUCAGCCCAAGGAAGGUGUGGUGAACAACCCGGCACGGAUGGAUGAUUACUGUAGAGAUAGAGGCUUCAGUGGAUGGUUUGAGACUUCAGCCAAGGAAAACAUUAACAUAGAUGAAGCUUCUCGAUUUCUUGUUAACAGAAUCCUGAAUAAUGAGAAGCAAGGGAUGAUGAUGACAGAGAGUUUGGAUGCUGACAAGUUCUCAGUGGAUGGGAGGGCCAACCCAUCAGACAAGAAGGGAUGCCUCUGCUAGUGCUAGGUGAGCACUGCACUUAAUCAUGGAUCCAGACUUUGUUGGGGAAAAAUGGUAACAAUUUGCAAAUUUGUUAAUUUUAAAUCUAACUUAUUUUGUUUAAGGGUUUUGCAUUUAUGAAUGGGAUGAGGUAGAACAUAAAGUUCAUGACCAUGAAUUUUUACCACUACCUUGUAGUAAUUUCACAGUUUUACAUUGAAAUUGCAAAACAUAAUGUAUUAACUGUCUGAAUAUGGGAAAAGAGAGUGUUUUCCCUCCAUCCCUGACCAGUAUAAGACAUUAUAUUGUCUCCAUAGAUAAAAUUCAACAUAUUCAGAUAGUUUUGCAGAGCCUAUAAUCUCUGCUAAAUACCCAACAGUUAUUGCUUCUUUGAUUUUUUUCCAUUUAGAAACCCAAUAAUUAUUUGUUUUAUUAGUUAUUCAACUUUAUUAAUUACAGUUUUCUUUUUAGAUAUUUGCUGCUUGAUUCUUGUUUGAUAACUUUGGUAAAGCAUGUACUGCCUCUAGUAAUGUUGCCUCAAUCUAAAGUAUCAAAAUAUUACUUUCUUGUCCUAUUCCCCAAAGAUUUAAACAGGAGAAUGGUAUUUUUAUUUUAUAUGUAAGGUAAUAUUAAGAGAUUCAACCUGAGCCAGGUGAUUAAUUGUAAAUUUGCAGCAUGACACACCUGUGCUUGGUGCUGCUAAUCACAAGACUGACCAGGACUGGAGUUGCCAUCGUCUUGCCGUGUGGUGUGUAAUGUGUUGCUUGACUAUGCUGUUGCAGACAUUCCUUUGAUCCCCUUACUGGCUUGGAAUGAAAUAUGUGUUCAGUAAUGCAGCUAUGUUUGUGAUGAGUGAAUGUGUUCAUUUCAAAGCCUGAGAUGGCUGGAGACAUUUUGUUUUAUCAGUUUUUAUACAGGAAUUUUUCAUAUCAGUAGCAUGUUUGGACCAAUUCCUGUGAUAUAACAUGAUGUACAUACAGAGUUUAUAGUUUGAUAUGUGAAAAUGAACUGUAGGCUAAAUGAAAAGUGGCAGAUAUUUUCUCUGACACUAGGAAAGAUAUGUUCCACUCUCCUCAACCAUGUAACUACGAUUUGUUGUAUAUUUUUUUUUCUGCUGUCACUUGACAAUAUUGACAAAUUAAUUGUCUCAGUCCAGUGCUGUUGAUGAUCUGUAGAAAUAAUUGUUCAUUUGAAUCGGUAGCAAUUUUUUCGUUGUGGUUAUUUAAAACAAAACAUUCUAUUUUAUUGUCAUCACCUUAUCAAACUGGUUGACACCUUGCUCUUUAGGUUUGAAGGUUUUAAAAAUACGUCAUUAUUACUGAUCAAAAUCUCUUCCAGUGAAAACUUCUGCCCUUUACAAGCUCAACCAAUUAUUUUGUUGCUUAAUAUUCUAGAAAUUACCUUUCAUUUUCACUAUGGUGCCUAAUAUAAUUUUCAAUGCAGCUCAAGUGAUACUAUAAUAGUAUUCACCUUAGCCUUGUUUGACUCUGAAGUAUUGCUAUGUUUAUGCAUCCAUUUUUGAUAUUUUGGAAUAAAGAAGUUAUUUUGUUUGUAGCUGCAUCACAUGUAACAGCAGUUUUAUGAGGAAAUUCAUCCUGCACCACAACAGUGCAUAUGUUUAUACAUUUGUUUUUUGUUUCAACUCUGCUGGUCAUGUUCUACCUUUUAGCCAUAAAGGUUUAUGUGCAUUAUAUCUGACAAUACUACUACUAGUUUGGUGGUGAGAUGAACGCUAUAUAGUAUACCUGUAUUUAGGGCAGUAUAAAAAUUUGUAUUUGAUUCUUAUGCACACAGUGGUCAGCUCAGGGCUGUUAUGGGACUCUGAUCAAUCUCAAGCGCAAUUUGGCAGGUAGAUAAAAGUAAUAUCUGUCUGGUUGUAGAGAUACUGCUGCACUAAUAAGCAGCCUCAUGCUUCAUGUUGGGCAUAAAUUAUUCAUUUCUGAGUUAUUUAUAUUUAACCAUAUUCCUUUGACUUUCUCUAGUGAUGUUAGCAAACAGUGAAAAUCAAACACUUGGCUUUUUUUUUUAUUUAUUUAUUUAUUUAUUACAUAUUUGAUGUACUGCCCCAGUAAUCUUAUAUUGAUUCCUACUCUACUCUACUUAAUUCACUCUUCUGAAAGCUCUUCACAUCAAAGCACUGAAAACUCAUACAUACACUUUAAAUGACUUAUGCUGUUGGUUAUUGUAAAUUAGUUAUCAUUACAUAUGACUGUAUAUAUACUAUUAUUAGUUUUAUCUGUUAGCCAUCAUGCAUAAGAGUUGUAUCAGAUAUCUGCAUCUGCAUCACCUACAGAACAUUAACAUUAUAUAAAAUUCUGCAUUAACAUCUGCAAACUCUUUUGAGAUUAAAUAAACAUUUCCAUUUACAUUAGCAUGUGUUUUUACAGUCAGCAUCUGCAUCCUCACCAACCAAAAGUACAUGUGGCAAAUUAUAGGAGAAUGAGAACAUGUACAGUAAACUUCUGGUUGUCAGUCUUAACAUAAUUUCAGAUUGCUAAAACACAUUGAUCAUAAUAUCUCAGACUUGUAAUUUGUCAUGUUAAAGGAUAAAGACAACCAAUGCUCUCUUUAUCAGUGUGCACACACACACACACACACACACACACACACACACACACACACACACACACACACAUUGAAGUGUUAACACGUGGAACAGCUUACGGGAAGAGGUGGUGGAGGCGAACAGUGUCCAACAAAUGAAGGAAAGGGUGAAUAAAUGUAGAUAUGGAGACGGGACUAUUAGAGCUUAGCUCGCCUCGGUAGACUACAAAUAGGUAAAUAAACACACACACACACACACACACACACACACACACACACACACACACCAAGGACUAAUAGGCCAUCACUGUUGUUUAAUGGAAAAUUAACAUGUAGCAAAAGUGAGAAAGAAUAAGGACUUUGGAGUGCUGGUUCAGCAUAACUUGUCACCCCUAAAGCACACCAACAAGAUUGUGAAACUUAUAAAAGUUGACAAACAUAAGCAUUGAAUGGCACUACAUGGAAGAGAUGAUGAGGAAAUUUUUAGAGACCCAGGUUAGAAUAUGCCACAUCUGCAAAAUGUGUAUGCUUGAUAUGCACAUCUAUACAUCUGCAAAUAGCUCUUUUCAGACAUCUGAUACAUCUCUAUUAUGCAUCAUUCAUUUGUACUGGCUAACUGAUUGAUUAAUAUGUAAUAAUCUACGUCUGUAUUUGUCCAGCAUUGAACUUCAGUAUUAAUUAAGCUGAUGUAAGACCUAAAAAUGAUACAAAAAAGUCAGGCUAUUGUCCCCUUGAUGCCACCCACUCUUACUCGUCCAGUAGUAUAUAUUGAAAUAUGUGGUAUAGCAUUUUGUAUUAACACUAAGGUUGGUUGAUUCAGUACCAAAGGCUCUCCCCAACUAAAGACUUAGAAUUUUCUGCUGGGUAUAUUGCCAUAUAUUUUGUAUACUUAUAUAUGUGUAGUUUGAACUUUGUGACCAAAUUAUACAAUAAUAGAGAAUAAGAUUAUACAUAAUAUUUUUGAAAGGUCAAAACAGCAAGGGAAGGUGGGAUACUGAUAGACUCGAGUGUUUAUUUACUUGUACGAUGUGCAUGAUGGUUUCCUUUUUUUCCAAUUAAUGAUAUUUUUUCAUAAGUUGGAUAAAGUACACAACCUUUUACAGAAAAUUGCUGCAAUGGCAGCAUAUUCCUGGUACACACAUAAAAGCAGCAUUAGUCAUUAUGGAGGGCAUGAUUGUCUGAAUUCACUCCAGAAAUUAUAUGGGAUAUAUGACUGAAAUAGUUGUCAUCUGCAAUCAAGACCAAACUGCAAGGUAGUUGCAACAGUGCUCUUCAACGAGUUAAGCAGCCUGUUGACACAGCAAAUAUAUAGUCGUUUCAUACAAAUUGGAUUUAUUGAUAUUUAACUACAUAACCUUUUUUGAUUAAGGUAAUCAGUAUUUUUAAAAAAUGGAAAUUCAAGAGGAUUGAUUUAUAAUGUUUAAUUUAAACCUGAUUCUAAUCAUAAAUGUUAUGAUGAUUCUCACAGAAAUGUAACAUUUGCAUCAAGCAAAACUUGAUAUUUAUAUAAAGCUGUCCAAGAGUACCAGGCUUGAGUGGUGUGUAGUGGUGGGUGUUAACGGUGUUAUUCCGUUCACAAACCAAAUGCUCUAAUUCAAGAUUUAUUGAUUUGUUGACAAUUAAAUUUCUCUGGUGCAACAACAGUACAUCAUGAUGAUAUGGGACUGAAAAUGAUGAAGUAAGUGUGUGUGUGUGUGUGUGUGUGUGUGUGACCUGAUUGCAUGAGAAAUCAAUUUAAUAAAAAAAACAUCAUGACCUGUAUAUAAACAGAGAUUGUUAAUAUUUAAUAUAGUACUGGUUAUUUAAUAAUGACAUUUGGGCAGUGCCCCUCUUGUACUUUGUCACUUUUACAAACUGUGCAUUCUGGUAUUUUGUGUAUAACCUCGCUGCAGAUAGCAAUAAACUGCUUUUUAUUAUCUCUUUUCAUGAUGUCUGUAAUUUUUUUCAAUGAGUUUGUUUCCAACCUGGGUAAGCCUUAUUUAUGCACAGAAUUGUUUUGUAGAAAAGGUUGGACUUGACACACCAGCUCUGAUUUUGUGGAUAUUUUACAAAAGACAAUAAAAAUAUAUUGAGGAAUUUAA
Molecule: messenger RNA, 7398 nt
Organism: Eriocheir sinensis (Chinese mitten crab)
Lineage: Eukaryota; Metazoa; Arthropoda; Malacostraca; Decapoda; Varunidae
Gene: Rab32
Product: ras-related protein Rab-32-like
Exons: 5
Coding region: 542-2794 (750 amino acids)
Biological process (GO): endosome to lysosome transport; phagosome-lysosome fusion
Cellular component (GO): trans-Golgi network; lysosome; phagocytic vesicle
Molecular function (GO): GTP binding; GTPase activity
Source: RefSeq, a predicted model, not a curated record